Mangifera indica (mango) is the source of this 1917-nucleotide messenger RNA. Its product is annotated as tetratricopeptide repeat protein 38. The transcript is spliced from 14 exons. Gene Ontology annotation, molecular function: protein binding. The record is from RefSeq and is a predicted model, not a curated record. The coding region runs from base 333 to 1727 and encodes 464 amino acids. NCBI's taxonomy places the organism in Eukaryota, Viridiplantae, Streptophyta, Magnoliopsida, Sapindales, Anacardiaceae.
AUCAAAUUGUCACAUUUGAGCCUUCUCCUUUGCUCUUUUCUCUUCUUUAGAAAAAUUAUCACUAAAUCCAUAGAAAAAAACGACCUUUCACAUUAAUAAUUAAUACAUGUUCUAAUCAAACUUCAUUAUUAACGAAAAUGAUGCCCUUCGUUGUCUCACCAAACUGACAAAGGCGACCGUGUCUGAAUUUAGCCCAAUACAUGUUGGCUGUUGGAUUCCCCGACACACUUCUGUUUUGCAAAUCACAACUCAAAUAUCUCAUCUUGUAUCUCAAUUUUGUUAUUCCUGCCUACUUGUUCUGUAGUUGAAGGAAUAGAAGAAAGUAGAAACUUAUGGAAGAGUUAAGAUUAGACAAAUGGGGUUACGAAGUCAAUACUCGUUCUGAUUCUUGCCUUUCUGACAUCAACGCAUACUAUCAUCAGGUUCUUAGUUACGGGAGAGAAAGGCGUGUGAUAUUGGCAGCGGCAGAACAUGAUAAAGAUUGCGUUUUGGCUAACAUUUUGGCUGCUCAUUUCAUGGCUUCCAACGAUCCUUCUAAAGCUUCUGCUUAUCUUGACGCAGCCAAGUCUCGUCUUGAUGGAGCAACCCCAUAUGAGAAGGCGGUUUUCAGUGCCGUCAGCUGUUUGCUUUCUAAGGACAGAGACGAUGAUGUAGCUGUUGACUCGCACUUUAAGCUCCUGAAAGUUUUCCCAAGAGAUCUGGUUUCUCUGAAAAGGGCCCAAGUGCUCUGCUUCUACAUGGGUCGCCCUGAUCUGUCUUUGGCCUUUGUUGAACAGGUUCUACCAUAUAAUCAACUAGAAGACUAUGUAUAUGGUACGCUUGCUUUUUCUUUACUAGAGCUGGGACGAAUGGAAGAUGCUGAGAAAGCUGCAAAAAAAGGAUUUGAGAUCAGCAAGCAAGACGUCUGGGCUCAACAUGCUUUGUGUCAUGUUCUUCAAUAUGAAUGCCAUUUCCAAGAAGCAGUACAUUUCAUGGAAGAAUGCUCAUCCUCAUGGAGUUCUUGCUCAUCAUUCAUGUAUACACACAAUUGGUGGCAUGUCUCCCUUUGUUACUUGGAAGGUCAUUUUCCAAUGAGUAAAGUCCUAGAGGUUUAUGACAAUCAUAUCUGGAAGGAGUUGGAAAGAAUUGAUGCAACGCUUCCAGAGGUGUACCUCAAUGCCUUGGGUUUGUUGUUGCGGGUUCAUGUACAAGGCAAACUUGACAUCUUUGGGGACCGUCUGAGGAUCUUGGCAGCUUGUGUAAGAGAUGAAGCCAAUUGGUAUUUAGAGUGGCAUCUCGAUGUGUUGAUAUUAUGGGCAUUAGCUUUUACUGGAGAACUUUCUAAAGCAGAAGAUUUGCUCAAAGGCCUGAAGUCAAGAUUUUCUAUGAUGAUCAAGAAGAAACAAAAUAUAAUGCAGAUAGGAUUACAGCUUGCAGAAGCCCUAUAUGAAUACGGAAGGGGUAAUGACCAUAAAGCAUUGGAAUUACUUGGCCCAGAUUUUGAUGCCAAUUUCUGUAAGAUGAUUGGGGCUUCCGAUGAGCAGCUAGAUGUGUUUAAUGAAGUUUGGUACAUUAUGUUGCUAAAUACUGGACAAGCUGCUAAAGCCAUAGAAGUAAUUGAGAAGCGGAUUAAGAAGAGAGAAGGGGCCCCUUUCAUGUGGCGUCUUCUGGAAAGAGCUUAUCAGAUGACAAACAGUCAGAAAGCGGCAAUUGCUGGAGAAAAGGCCAUGGCUUUAGAAGCUGCCUAAUUCAAAUAGCCCACAACAUUAAUGUAGAGGUUGAAUCAUGUUCACCCUAUUCUGCCAGAAAAAUUAGUAAAUAAAUGGUACAUACUGGAUCCCUUUUUUCCAGCAUUUACUGUGACCACUACUUAUCAUGUAAUAAAUAUUUGUGUAAAUGCAACUUGGAGCUCAAUGGAAUUGUAUAAUUUUAUCAUUA